Molecule: messenger RNA, 924 nt
Organism: Thlaspi arvense
Lineage: Eukaryota; Viridiplantae; Streptophyta; Magnoliopsida; Brassicales; Brassicaceae
Source: the annotation of a GenBank genome assembly
AUGAUAUUUGUUUUCUUUUCUCCCAGUGCACUUCUCAAUCUUGUUGCUGUUUGCUGCCCCGAAAUUCAAAAAAAGAUGGAGGGCUGUCCGAACAAGGAUCCGCAGUUACUGGAUUUGAUACCUAAAGACAGAGAAUGGCUUCUUCAAAGGGAUGAUGAACAUAGAAGCCACGAGUCAUUGGAGGAGAAAAAGCUUGAACUAAGGCUUGGUCCGCCGGGAGAUAGAGAGGACUCUAAUCUCUCUAUAGCUCAUCUCACUAACACCUUGGGUUCAAAAAGAGGUUUUCCUUCUUUCCCAGAAAAACCAGUUUUAUCGCCUCCAUGGUUAUCUUCAAGCCACGAGAGGAUAUUCACUCUUCACAGCGCACUUUUUGACAGGAGUGCUCCUGCUCCAGUUGUGGGGUGGCCUCCAAUUCGAUCCUUCAGGAAGAAUAUUUCGAGCAGCGGUUCAUCCAAACAAACGCCUGAAUCGCAAAAUGUGGCCCCGAGCAAGGUCCCCAGUGGGCAACCAACAGCCGAGGUUUGCCGGAAGAGUCUCUUUGUGAAGAUCAAUAUGGACGGGGUCCCCAUAGGGAGGAAAGUGGAUCUUCAAGCCUAUGACAGCUACGAAAAGCUCUCAUCUGCAAUUGAUGAUCUCUUUAGAGACCUCGCAGCUCAAAUGGACCCCUCUGCUAAUGGAAUGGAGGAUAAGCAACUGGGAGAAAGAGCAAUUCCGGGCUUACUGGAUGGAACCGGAGAAUAUACUGUUGUUUAUGAGGAUAAUGAAGGAGACAGGGUACUUGUUGGGGAUGUUCCGUGGCACAUGUUUGUAUCUACCGUCAAAAGGUUGCGCGUGUUGAAGAGCUCUGAGCUUUCCACUCUACAAGUAGGCAGUAAGCAGAGUAAGAUUCCUCUUGAUGUUAAAAUGAAAAUCAAGAGGAGUUAA